AUGGCAGAGCGGAGAAUGUUACUGAGAUUACGAUCUGGCACUGAGGAGCUGGCUUCAGAGGUUUGGGACGAGCAUGGCCUAAGGAAGUGCCUAAACCUCACCGCCCUCAACAAACACGGACGAGUCUAUGAUGAUGCCCACUUUAGCUGUCUGUCUUGGUCGCGAUGUGAGAACAAAUUGUUGUACAUUGCUGAGAAAAAAAACGAAUCGCCCAACACCUCAUCUGGGAAUGUGAAGGACCGCAGUGUGUACCAGGAGGACUGGGGCGAGGCGCUGUCCCAUAGAAGUGUUCCGGUUCUGUGCUGUGUGGAUCUGAGGAGUGGCUGUCUGUCUGUGCCCUCUGGAGUUCCAGCGGACGUCUCACCAGGACAGGCCGUGUGGUCUCUGGACGGGGAGAGUAUUUUCUUUGUUGGCUGGUAUCAUGAGCCCUUCAGACUGGGACUCAAGUUCUGCACCAACCGCAGGUCUGCAUUGUUGCGGAUCGAUUUGGAAGGAAACUGUGAGCGUCUGUCGGAGGAGAACGUGUCCGUGUUGAGUCCUCGUCUCAGUCCUGAUGGAUCUGCUUUAGUUUUCCUUCAGGGGAAAGUGUUUGGUCCUCACGCCCAGUGCCUCAAGCUGCAGAUGCUCGAUUUAAAAAGUAAAUCCAUCUCCACCCUCAUCGAUGUCGUCCACAGAGCACAGGAUGGAGGAGACACUGGGGGAUUUUCUGGAGUUUACGAGUCGCUGCCGUCGAGCUGUUGGUCUGAGGACAGUCAGAGAGUGGUCUUCAGCAGCGCUCACAAGAACUGGAAGGACAUAUUUGUGGUGGACAGGCGAACCCGGAGUGUGUCCUGUGUGUCUAACGCUCAGAGGGUGUUUGGCUCCUGGAGGCUCCUGACCGUUCACAGAGACCUGAUGGUGGUCUGCUGCUCCAGCCCCAACACUCCACCCACACUGAGAGUAGGACUCCUGCCCCCCAGUGGACAGAAUGUGUCAUGGAAAACUCUGCAGUCUCCUCUGAGCACGUUUGACUUCUCCUGGACAGUGAUGGACGUCCGGCCUUCACCUGAAGAGGACAAUGCUAAAUACACCAGCCUUGAUUUUGGUGCCAUUUUGGUGAAACCGUCCAGUUUCACAACCAAACUGCCUCUCGUCGUCUUCAUUCACGGAGGUCCUCACUCUCAGUUCCCCGCUGAGUGGAACAUUACCACAGCUGGUUUGGUCCAGUUAGGACUGGCUGUCUUAAUGGUGAACUACAGAGGGUCCACUGGGUUCGGUCAGGACAGCAUCUUAUCUCUGAUUGGACAAAUAGGUCAACAAGACGUCCAAGAUGUCCAGAGGGCCGUUCAGUGUGCGCUCCAGUCCGACACGUCUCUGGACCCUGAGCGGAUGGCGGUGUGUGGGGGGUCACACGGCGGGUUUCUGUCCUGUCACCUGAUUGGCCAGUUCCCAGAUAUGUACAGAGCAUGCGCAGUGAGAAACCCUGUGGUGAAUGCUGCCACUCUCCUGGGCACCAGCGACAUCAUUGACUGGAGAUACAGCAGCGUCGGUCUGGAUUUCUCCUAUGAGAAAAUACCAACGGCUGAAGCUCUGGCCGCCAUGUUGGAGAGGUCUCCCAUCACACACGCGCCAAAGAUGAGGAGUGCCCUGUUGUUGAUGCUCGGGGGCAGAGAUCGCAGAGUGUCUCCGCACCAGGGCCUGGAGCUGUACAGAGCUCUGAAGAGCCGUGGGAGGACGGUCAGGCUGCUGUGGUUCCCUGAAGACGGCCACUCUCUGUCCCGGGUGGACAGUCAAACUGACUGCUUCGUCAACACUGUUCUGUGGCUGCAGGAGCAUCUCUGA
Knipowitschia caucasica is the source of this 1821-nucleotide messenger RNA. The record is from the annotation of a GenBank genome assembly. NCBI's taxonomy places the organism in Eukaryota, Metazoa, Chordata, Actinopteri, Gobiiformes, Gobiidae.